AUGGCCUCGAAGUUUUUCUUAAAUGGAGAGGUAUUAUACAAAAGGACCUCAGAUUUGAACCUCUUAAGGUGCAUCGAUGAAGAUGAAGCUCAAUACUUGAUGAAAGAGGUGCAUAGCGGUGUCUGCGGACCUCACAUGAAUGAACAUUUGUUGGCAAAGAAAAUUAUGAGAACCGGGUAUUUUUGGCUUACAAUGGAACGCGAUUGCAUAGAUUUUGUCCGGAGAUGUAUUAAAUGUCAAGUGCAUGGCGACAUCAUACGCGCUCCUCCCACCGAAUUGCACAGUAUGAUUGCCCCAUGGCCCUGCUCGAUGUGGGGUAUGGAUGUGAUUGGCACAAUUGACCCUCCUGCUUCAAAUGGGCAUCGAUUUAUAUUGGUGGCAAUUGAGUACUUCACCAAAUGGGUCGAAGCAGAAUCAUUCAAGCACGUGACAAAGAAGGUGGUGGCGAAUUUCUUAAGAGAUCACAUCAUAUGCCGAUUUGGGGUGCCGGAAACAUUGAUUACAGACAAUGCCAAGAAUCUCAACAAUGACAUGGUGGACGGGCUAUGCGAACAGUUCAAAAUCAGACAUCGCAACUCUACCAUCUAUAGACCACAGAUGAAUGGAGCUCUCCCUUAUGCACUAAUGGCGUAUCGGACUUCUAUCCGAACAUCAACUGGGGCAACACCCUACUCGCUCAUGUAUGGAAUGGAAGCUGUGCUACCUGCCGAGGUCGAAAUCCCUUCAUUGCGUAUUCUAAUGGAGACCAAGUUGGAAGAGGCUGAUUGGACAAAGCAGCGUCAUGAACAACUAUCUUUGAUUGAUGAAAAAUGGCUUAAUGCUAUUUGUCACGGUCAAUGUUAUCAAAAUCGCAUGGCCCGGGCCUACAACAAGAAAGUCCAUCGGCGUGCAUUUGAGGAAGGCUACAAAGUGCUAAAACGAAUUUUGCCAGUACAGGACGAGGCCAAAGGCAAAUUUGCUCCAAAUUGGCAAGGGCCAUUCAUUGUUCAAAAGGGCCUGUUACACAGAUCUCAUAAUAUGGCUAAAGGCAUACCUGGUCAGUCUGGGAAAAAUCAGAAAGUCUUUGAAGUAAUAAAUCCAACUAAAUCAGAUACCACAACCAAAGUUGAUGAAGGCAACAAAUAA
Coffea eugenioides is the source of this 1125-nucleotide messenger RNA. RefSeq lists its product as uncharacterized. Gene Ontology annotation, molecular function: nucleic acid binding. NCBI's taxonomy places the organism in Eukaryota, Viridiplantae, Streptophyta, Magnoliopsida, Gentianales, Rubiaceae. The transcript is spliced from 3 exons. Bases 1 to 1125 code for a protein of 374 amino acids. The record is from RefSeq and is a predicted model, not a curated record. Gene Ontology annotation, biological process: DNA integration.